AUGGUCGAAGAGCAAGACGGUGGACACUCGGACAUCUAUAGAGGUUCAGAGCCCCCUUCUUUAGGAUCUAUACACCAUUCCGGUGCCUCUUCUGUGGCAUCAUCUUCAUCUUCAUCUUUAACAUCGUGGGGACGGUUGCGGGGGUUCGCUCAAGUCGUUUCUGCUCUAGAAAACGCCCUUUCACGGUGGGGAGGAUCCUCGAGUUCAAGCUCUAGUUCAAGUUCAAGUUCUGGCUCCCAGUUUCCCAUAACAACAGCAUCACGAUCUCAAGUAGCGAAACGUCGAAGACAAAAACGAUACCCCGGUAGUGUUUACAGCCUUCAGUCGGAUAUGGAUUUUGCGGCACGUAUCAGUCUUAUCAAAGCCCGUGCAGUCUCCCGGCAAACGACUCGCCAUUUUUCCCUAUAUAUACCCCCAUCAGCUCACAGUCCACUCAAAACUACGUCGUCCAGCUCACUGCAAAGAGUUCUCAAAGAACUCGAAGCCCUGCUCAGGAGGACUUCGAAAGCACGGAGGUUGAAGGCCAGAGAGGCGGCCAGCCAUUCAGUUCCGGAGGUUCAAGAGGUUCCACAUCACCACUUUAUGCUUCCGCUUCCGGACCUUUGGGCGCCGAGUCGACCAGCUUCCUUCACAGACCUUACGACGCUGAUCUCGUCCAAGAAGGGCAAGUCAAAGGAUACUGGUGGCGGAGGGCAGCAAACUGAGGAAGCUCUUUCGACGUGGUUUCUUGAUAUAGCCUCUCCAACUUGGGACGACAUGCGAGCGAUUGGAAGGUUACUCCACCUACACCCUCUUACACUGGAGGAUAUACUACAGAAGGAACCCCGUGAAAAGCUAGAGAUCUUUCCGAAACUUGGUUAUUCAUUCAUUUCAUUCCGAGUUUUCGAAGCUGGAGACUUACGGGAGAAAAAAACCCAUCAACAAAAUGAGAGCAUUAACGAUACCAUAAAUGACGACGACCAGGAGGAUUUAUUAGAAGCUAAUGUAUACCUAGUAAUAUUUAACGAAGGGAUCUGUUUGUCGAACCCUAACUGUGGUCGCGAUCUCAUUACGUCUGGAUCAUCGAUCCUUGCAGAACAUACUGAACGGGUUCGUAAUAGGAUAAUAUCAUUCGCAGAAUCAGCUACCAUGUCUUCAGCAUGGAUCGCCCAUGGCCUUCUGGAUUCUAUAGUCGACUCAUUUUUCCCUUACCUGGAGGACAUCGAAAAAGAGGUCAAGGCUGUCGAAGAGCUGGUCUACGAUGGAGAGAGAGAAAGGCAAAUUAACGCUCAGGAUACUCGACAUUUCCAGUGGAUAUCUAAGCUCACCUCUUCAUUUGGCUCUUGGAGAUCUCCAGAGCCUCAUCACAGCACAGAAAAAACCGCUAUGUUUGACGAAAAGGACGAAAAAGGAACCUUUGGUGGAGGUUUGGUUGGUCAAACGCGCUUCGCGCUUCCACGUCCGCCGAUUCCUCUAAUGAAGAAACGUCUUCUUCGAUUCCUUCGUUCACAAUUCAGACGAUCCAAAAGCGAAAAGACCCCACCACCCAGUACUACCUCUGUUAACUUGAGGCGCAUUGCAAGGGCAAGAAAGUUGGUCACGUUGUUGAACAGACUACUUGCCAGCAAGGCGGACGUAAUUGCGCAGAUUCGGAAGCGUAUGUUGUCCGGACUUCAGGGAACUAGAUCAACAGAGGAUUUGGAGGUUGCCAUAUACAUGGGGGAUGUUCAAGAUCACAUAUUGACCUUACAGCACUCAUUGGCGCACUACGAACGGAUGUUAUCCCAUUCUUACCCUAUUUACCUCAGACAGCUGCAGAUUGAGCUUGCGAUGGCCAAGUUCGGGACCGACAAAGCACUUAUCAUUCUGACGAUGGUGAGUGUUGCGGUUCUCUGCGCUCAACUUGUCACCGGUAAGCUCUAA
Marasmius oreades (fairy-ring Marasmius) is the source of this 1902-nucleotide messenger RNA. RefSeq lists its product as uncharacterized. Gene Ontology annotation, molecular function: magnesium ion transmembrane transporter activity. Lineage: Eukaryota; Fungi; Basidiomycota; Agaricomycetes; Agaricales; Marasmiaceae. The coding region runs from base 1 to 1902 and encodes 633 amino acids. Gene Ontology annotation, cellular component: plasma membrane. The transcript is spliced from 5 exons. The record is from RefSeq and is a predicted model, not a curated record. Gene Ontology annotation, biological process: magnesium ion transmembrane transport; intracellular magnesium ion homeostasis.